UAAGCGCCUAUUGGAUACAGGGAGGCGCUAACUGUUUGAAACCAAGGUAACGAGACGAAAACAAUUCUAAAAGGAGGCUGAAGGGUAACCAUGGACAGUGAUGGAGAGAGCAGCCCGUGGGAUAGUCCCUUGUCCAGUGCCAGGGAUCCAGUCAAAAGGAAGGAGCAAAUAAGAAACAAGAUUCCAAGAACUAGCGCUGGGUCUGCAGUGGACAGUGAAGAUGAAAACUCCACAGCAAAGAAAAACAUUCCUCCUGAAGAUGCUUCUAGCACCAAAGAGAAUGGCUCAUUUAUUAAUGUGGAAGUGAAUAACCGCAAAAUCUCUCCGAGACAAGAGCAGCAAAGCCAUCCAAAUUCCAAGAAACCAAACCUAAAGAUUAAGCAUCAUCAAAAAGUGCCAUCCUUCCAUGACUUCAAGGAGCCUGCUACACAUGAAAUGGAGGUACCAGAUCAAGGCUUUGCGGUAACCAGGAAACACAUAAAGGGAUCAUCGUACAUGAUUAGUUCCCCAGAACAUAGUGUAAUAAGCAACAAGCAGCCAGAUGAUGAAACACGUUCUUGGGGAGUUCCAGCCAGAGAAAGAGAGCCCACUAGUGGGUCCAACCAAAAGCUAAACAGCAGUGCGGCUCUUUAUGAAACAGUAUCUGCUCCAGACAUCACACAGACACUGACAGAAAGGGCAGCUCAAGUCAGAGGAGCACAAGAGAUUCAUAUGUCGAAUACAGAUAUGUCUGGCCAUGGACAAUGUGCCAGAAACACAAGUGACUUGUUGAAGAAUGAGAAAAGGGAUUUCUCUGGUGUUCCGGGUGUUGGCGAAAGAAUGUGGAAUGUAGAACAUGGAACAAAACAACACGAUGUGAAAGGGCCUCCAAUGUACUUGAAUUAUGGCUGGAAUAUGGAACCGGUGUAUACUGACCCUGAGAAUGCUCAGCUGAAAGUGAGCCUGGUGACAGAAACUGUACCUUAUAAAGAUGAGCUGCACAUGUAUCAGUUUGACUACGGCCACCGACAGUAUUACCAGGCUCAUAAGGAUCCCAAUGAAGCUUUCAUGGAGAAACUGGCAGACAAGUCUGAAAAACUGAUCCUGCGAUGCUGGCGAGAAAUAUUUGGCUUUCUUCGGAUCUUGGCUGGUUUGGUUACUAUCUUUCUUAUUGAACUAAUCACUUUCCUUGGAAAAUACAUUUUUCAGGUUCUAUUUGUUGGGUUCCUGACUGCCCUGGGUGACCACGUGGUAAAGCCUGUUUUGGUUGCACUAUUUAACCACUUCUUGCAACCUUUGCUUAUUUUCAUUUUCAAUAUACUAUAUAGUCUUCAUAAUUUAUGGUUUCCCAUACUGGAUGUGUUGCGUGGAAUAGCUCAGCAGAUAGCAACUGUUCUGCAAGCUUUUCGUUUAGUUGAGGUACACACAGGAGCCAAAUGCGUUACUCCACAUGUUCAGAAUGUGUGAGCAAGAGACCUUGGCCCACAUUUACUAAUAGCAAGUGCUGUGCAAUUGACAGAAAUAAAUUUGGAAUCCAUACUCUGCAAACCUAUGAUUGCUCACACUUUACAACUUUGGGAUACCAUAAAACAUAGAUACAAGCUAAUACAUCAACAUUCAAACCUAACACCAAUCACACACAAUAUCAUAUUGCUCACUGGUCUGCUGCCCUCAAUCUAUAUAAACUGAAGGGUAGAAAACACAUUUAAUAAUGACCAACAGAACUCAGAAGAAGCCAGCACCAAUAAACACUCAAAUUCAAUAGUUUAGACACGCUGAGGAGUUUCCAAGUUUGUCACUUCUAAAGACAGAAAACAUGACCAAAGACACAGAACCACCAAUGACUCCCUUGCAAAGUCUAUGCUUGGUCUCACUGGUUACAAAUGUUAUUUCCAUUUUAUAUAAUAUUCUUCUAAACACAAGAGACAACCCAUCUCUUUAAAUCAGCUUGAAAAGCAGAAACAAAGUUAUUGUUAACUGAUGAACAAUGGGAAGAAAUGACAAUUUAUGAAUUUGUGAAUUUUUUUUAGCAAUUUUUUACCAAACUUGAAUGUUUUUUUAUUUGUUAAAAAAUGGAACAUAAAAAACAUGAUCAAAUUAAACCGUGAAAAAAAACUUGAAUGCA
Messenger RNA from Xenopus tropicalis (tropical clawed frog), 2104 nucleotides. RefSeq lists its product as uncharacterized. The coding region runs from base 91 to 1446 and encodes 451 amino acids. Lineage: Eukaryota; Metazoa; Chordata; Amphibia; Anura; Pipidae. The record is from RefSeq and is a predicted model, not a curated record. The transcript has 11 exons.